UAUAUAUAUUCUCUUUUCUUUUUUUUUGGUCAAAUUUUUCCUCUUUUCUUGGUACGCAUGUUCAACCCAUUUAAAUCGCACUUACAUGGAGUCAGCAGCUUCUACCGAGUACCGAGCGGUAACCUGGUCCCGUUCCUUUUUGUCUGCUAAAGAUCACAGUGCAGUGCUAAUGGAUCCCAAUCCACCGUUCCUCGCCACCUACAAAGCUCUCUUCGACAGCCGCCAACCGCAGCAAUCCGAUACUGAUCAAAUGGGGGCAGCCGAGGAGUACGAGCUCCCUGUCAUCGAUCUCAGCCAUCUAAAUGGUAAGCCCAAGGAGGAGCAGUGCAAGCGAGACAUCAUGGCUGCUGCCUCCGAGUGGGGCUUCUUCCAGGUGGUGAACCACGGCGUCUCCAGUGGUGUCAUGGACAGGCUACGCGAGGUGCAGGUUGGCGUGUUCCGGCGGCCAUUCGAGAAGAAGGCCAGCGAGAAGCUGCCGGACUUCUCGCCCGAGAACUAUCGCUGGGGGACGCCGACGCCCACCUCCCUCGAGCAGUUGUCGUGGUCGGAGGCGUAUCAUAUCCCUCUCGCGCCGUCCACCGGUGUCGCCAAAGCGAGCACCAGGCACAUAAUGGAGGAGUUCUCGACGGCAAUGUCACGGUUGGCACAUCAACUAGUGGUGAUAUUAGCUAGAGGAUUGGGCUGCGACGGCACGUACAUAAAGGAGAACUGCACAUGUAAUACUUGUUAUUUACGCCUGAAUCGUUAUCCGCCUUGUCCGGUUAAAAAUGGAGUCUUUGGGUUGAUCCCCCAUACCGAUAGUAGUUUCCUGACCAUAGUACGCCAAGAUCAAGUAGGUGGGCUGCAACUGAUGAAGGAUGGGAGCUGGAUCACUGUUAAACCCAAUCUCAAUGCAUUAAUUGUCAACAUUGGCGACUUGUUCCAGGCAUGGAGCAAUGGGGUGUACAAGAGCGUGGAACAUAGAGUCAUGUCGAACCCACAACUGGAGAGGUUCUCAGUGGCAUACUUCCUGUGUCCCUCCUAUGACACAGUGAUACAGAGCCAUGCAGAGCCUGCGAUCUAUAGAGAGUUUAGCUUUGGGGAGUACAAACAGCAAGUCCGAGAGGAUGUUAGACGAACAGGUCACAAGGUCGGGCUUUCAAGAUUCCUUGCUCAAAGCACAUGACCGUAGCCUUGGCUUGUGCCCACCGGAAGAUUAAAAAUGGCAGAGUUUUACCGUUCUUUCAGAGCUCUUGCUCUUGCGAGUUCUCCUAUUUCCCACUUUUUGGCCAAAAAGAGAGAUUUAAUAUUUCACACAGAGAAAGAAGCCUUAACAAGAUUGCAUAUAUUGUGCAAAAACAGGUUUACGGCAUUUGAGAUAAUAUGCUAAAACUUAACGGAAAGCAAAUAAAAGAGAUGCAAGAGAGCGAUUUUGCUUGUUGAAAUAAUGUCAGCGUUUGGUUUGCUCCUCAAGAAAAGAUGCUUCCUAGCUCUGCAUGAUCAUGUUCAAAUAACCUUAUUCCAACUAUCAUCUUUCAUGCAUUAACCUUAACAAGGUAUGGUAGAUCUCAUUGAGCAUUUAUUUUAAUUUCUCGAGAAUAUUGGCCCUUUGUUUAAAGAAGUACAUAACCAAAUAGGCAAUAAGAGUGGCCUAAUGCUAGGUGGACUAGGUUGUAAUAUAAACUAUGAAAGCAGUUUUACAGCUUUUUAGUUUUAUUUAUCAAAGCAAUGCAGUCAGACAUCAUUGAAUAGUGAUAAAUAAAUCAUGGAGUAAAAUGUUUCUAGCAAAUACUUAUUCUAGUCACAGAGCAGCAACAUAUAUUAUCCUCUUGUCUACAAGCAAGUAAUUAAGCAAGAAGUAACAGAAAACAAGUAGAUCCAAGCAAGUAAUUAAACUUCUCUCCACAAUAAUGCCCAUGUAUCAUCCAUUGCUCCACUUAUGUGGCUAGU
Molecule: messenger RNA, 1929 nt
Organism: Phoenix dactylifera (date palm)
Lineage: Eukaryota; Viridiplantae; Streptophyta; Magnoliopsida; Arecales; Arecaceae
Product: gibberellin 2-beta-dioxygenase 8-like
Source: RefSeq, a predicted model, not a curated record